Uncinocarpus reesii 1704 is the source of this 474-nucleotide messenger RNA. RefSeq lists its product as uncharacterized. Gene Ontology annotation, molecular function: single-stranded telomeric DNA binding. The record is from RefSeq and is a predicted model, not a curated record. Gene Ontology annotation, cellular component: CST complex. Gene Ontology annotation, biological process: telomere capping. Lineage: Eukaryota; Fungi; Ascomycota; Eurotiomycetes; Onygenales; Onygenaceae. The coding region runs from base 1 to 474 and encodes 157 amino acids. The transcript is spliced from 2 exons.
AUGGCACAAGACGCUCCGGGGCCCCUCCCAACUCAACUUGUUUUCCUUUCAGAGAUCCCUAAUCUUUCUUCUGGGACGAAAAUCCGCUUUCUGGGGUGUGUAUCAAAAUACGCAGUUGCAAAAGGCGUUCUCACCCUUGAAAGCCCUCCCACAGCGGACCAGCAUCGAUCCUAUGGGCUCGCAAGGCCUGCCAUAGACGUCAACAUCAACCUCCUACUUGGCUCCCUUAGCCAUUCAGAAGUUGAUAUUGGAAGCUGGAUCAAUAUUGUCGGCUACGUGAGGCAGCUGGUACCAGCGCCCAAUACCACACGUCAGUAUCAACUGUCUAGGGCAGGAAGCAAAGACAAGGCACCCCAGUCGGUAUACGUUGAAGCAUUGAUGAUUAUUCCAGCCGGCGGAAUCCGGAUUGGCGAAUAUGAAAGGGUGGUAUCCGAGUCUAGGGAAUUGUAUAGGAGGUUAAAGUCUUCUAGCUGA